This is a messenger RNA of Setaria italica (foxtail millet), 1694 nucleotides long. RefSeq names its product UDP-glycosyltransferase 74F2. Bases 61 to 1449 code for a protein of 462 amino acids. The record is from RefSeq and is a predicted model, not a curated record. The transcript is spliced from 2 exons. NCBI's taxonomy places the organism in Eukaryota, Viridiplantae, Streptophyta, Magnoliopsida, Poales, Poaceae. Gene Ontology annotation, molecular function: UDP-glycosyltransferase activity.
UCUCUUUCUGUACACUAAACAUCGGCCUAGGCAGUAUUGUCAUCAAGCUCACAUAUAGCCAUGGUGAACUACUCCGAUCACCGCAUCCACAUCCUCGUCCUGCCAUACCCGUCCCAGGGCCACAUCAACCCGCUCUUCCAAUUCGCCAAGGUUCUCGCCGGCCACAGCAGCGUCCGGUGCACCCUCGCGGUGACCCGCUUCGUCGCCAGCUCGGCCAGGCCGGCGGCCACCGGCUCCGUCCACAUCGCUGUCUUCUCCGACGGCUGCGACGACGUCGGCCCCGACGGUGUAGGAGGGCACCGCGGCCCCUACUUCGAGCGGCUCAACGCCGCCGGGCCCGGGUCCGUGGACCAGCUCCUCCGGUCGGAGUCGGAGCUGGGCCGGCCGGUGCACGGGGUGGUGUACGACGCGUUCCUGCCGUGGGCGCAGGGCGUGGCGAGGCGGCACGGCGCGGCGUGCGCCGCGUUCCUCACGCAGACGUGCGCCGUGGACGUGCUGUACACGCACCUGCGGGCUGGCAGGAUCCCGCCGCCGCCGGUGCGGGAGGAAUUGCCGCCGGAGCUGGACGGGCUGCCGUCCCAGCUCGAACUGACCGACCUGCCCACGUUCAUGGUCGACAAGAACCUUCCCCCGGGACUCCUGGAGUUGCUGAUGAACCAGUUCGUGGGGUUGGACACCGUGGACCACGUGCUUGUCAACUCGUUCUAUGACUUGGAGCCACAGGAAGCAGACUACUUGACUUCUGCAUGGGGUGCCAAGACGGUCGGCCCAACCAUGCCAUCGGUGUACCUUGACAAUCGCCUUCCAAAUGAUGCAUCCUGUGGCAUCCACCUCCACACCCCAAAGACGUUUGAAACCAAGGCGUGGCUUGACGCCCACCCCUCGCUGUCUGUUGUUUAUGUCUCCUUCGGCAGCAUAGCCUCCCUAAGCUCCAAACAGAUGACUGAGGUAGCCGAAGGUCUCUACAACAUUGACAAGCCCUUCUUAUGGGUCGUCCGGGCUAAGGAGACUUCGAAGCUACCUGCAACCUUCGCUGAUAAGGCAAAAGGGAGGGGUCUCAUUGUGCCAUGGUGCUCGCAGCUGGAGGUCCUAGCACACCCGUCCAUUGGGUGUUUUGUGACACAUUGUGGAUGGAACUCGACAUUAGAGGCAAUCAGCUCUGGUGUGCCUAUAGUGGCGAUGCCGCAUUGGUCGGACCAGCCAACGAAUGCCAAGUACGUCCAAGAUGUUUGGCGUGUUGGUGUACGGGUACCUCCAGAUUCCCAAGGGGUGAUGAGAAGAGAAGAGAUCGAGGUGUGUGUUCGGCAGGUGAUGGAAGGAGAACUGCGCGAGGAGUUCAAAAUAAGAGCUUUGGAGUGGAGCAAGAAGGCAAAGAAAGCCAUGAGUAAAGGUGGCAGCUCAGACAUCAACAUCUCAGAUUUCCUCUCCAAGUUUGGGCACCACAAAUAAUCAAUAUUAAAGCCGCCCUAUAAUGCGACGUGUCACAUGUAUGUUUCCUUCAAAAUGAAAUGUGACUUUGUAACAACCUUGAGAGUUCAGAAAUGCAUUUAUAUAUUCUGUAUGUUGUAUCAUAAAAGUAUGCUCUGAAAUAUGGAGACGUGGAGUUAGGGCCAAUUUGUUUUCACUUUUGGAUUCUAAUGAUUGUGGAAUGUGGAAAGAGGCUGAAGCUGUAAAAGCUGAGACCGUUUGAUUGA